Oncorhynchus nerka (sockeye salmon) is the source of this 2459-nucleotide messenger RNA. RefSeq names its product contactin-associated protein-like 2. The transcript has 12 exons. NCBI's taxonomy places the organism in Eukaryota, Metazoa, Chordata, Actinopteri, Salmoniformes, Salmonidae. The coding region runs from base 1 to 1785 and encodes 594 amino acids. The record is from RefSeq and is a predicted model, not a curated record.
AUGAGCCAACCCACUCCUCCGUCUAAUACCGCUGGUCGAAGCCAAAGACAAGCCCAAAGCCCCUUCACGCUGGCAGCUAGUGGGGGGAUGACUGAGGACAGGGUGAAUGAGUGCCACCUAGCCGUGACCAAGUACAUAGUGAAAGGCCUAAACCCCUUUGCAACAGUGGAGUCCAAGGGCUUUAGGAGUUACCUCAGUAACACAUUCAUUCCUAUCUGGCAUGGUGUAGAAAAGGCCGAUGUGAUCACUGAGCUGAAGGAUGUGUCAGAGCUGGCCAUCACAUCAGACGGGUGGACCAACUUCUGUGCAGGGGGCUGGUCUCCCCAGGACAGCGACAACUACCCGUGGCUCCAGGUGGACCUGGGCAGCCGGAAACAGGUAGUUGCCGUGGCAACGCAGGGCAGGUACAGCAGCUCUGAUUGGACGACGAGGUACAGGCUGCUCUACAGCGACACGGGCAGGAACUGGAAGCCCUAUCAUCAGGAUGGAAACAUAUGGGCGUUCUCAGGCAACUCCAACACAGAGAGCGUGGUAAGACACGACCUGGCGCAAGGCAUUGUGGGCCGGUUGCUGCGUUUUGUACCGCUGGACUGGAGUGGAGAGGGACGCAUCGGCCUCCGCAUAGAGGUCUACGGCUGUUCCUACUGGGCAGACGUAAUAAACUUUGAUGGACAGGGAGUUAUAUCGUACCGAUUUAAGGUGAAGAAGAUGAAGAUCAUAAAGGAUGUGAUCGCUCUGAAGUUUAAAACGUGGGAUAGUGAAGGAGUCAUUCUACAUGGAGAGGGACAGCAAGGAGACUAUAUUACAUUAGAGCUACGCAAGGCCAAACUCCUCCUGCAGAUUAACCUAGGCAGUAACCAGUACGGUUCGAUCCUGGGCCACACCUCUGUGACGUCUGGAAGCCUAUUGGAUGAUCACCACUGGCACUCUGUGAUGAUUGAACGAUAUCGACGCAACGUUAACUUCACCCUGGACACACACACACAACACUUCAGGACCAACGGAGAGUUUGACCAUCUGGAUCUAGACUACGAGUUGAGUUUUGGUGGCAUGCCCUACAGUGGUAAGCCAAUGGGAGGGGGGAUGAAGAACUUCCGAGGCUGUAUGGAGAGCAUCAACUACAACGGAGACAACAUCACUGAUCUGGCACGACGCAAGAAGCUAGACACCUCCAGCUUUCGUAAUCUGUCAUUCUCUUGCAUGGAGUCUCACUCCUUCCCAGUUUUCUUCAACGCCACCAGCUUCCUGCAGCUCCCAGGAAGAGCCAAUCAGGAUGUAGUAUCACUUAGAUUCCAGUUCCGCACCUGGAACGCCAACGGACUCCUCCUCUUCAGUAACCUUGACGACGGAACGCUUGAGAUCGCCCUUGACGACGGGAAGAUGGGAGUUCACUUCAACGUGACGCAGACGAAGAACACCAGGAUAGCAAUAUCAUCAGGUUCAGGCCUUAACGACGGCCAGUGGCACGCGGUGCAUCUAGUCGCUAAGGAGAACUCUGUCAUGUUGACGAUCGAUGGAGACGAAGCGUCAGCGGUCCGAACCACAACGCCUAUCAUCAUCAGGACUGGUGGAACAUACCAUCUGGGAGGGUACUUCCUGCCUACCUUAGCACCUCCCACCCAGAAGUCGUUCCAGGGCUGCAUGCAGGCAAUUCUGUUGGAUGAUCAGCUGGCGGAUAUGCAUGCCGUGGAGAAAGGCAUUGUGGGAGUGUUUGAGAACGUCAGCUUGGACAUGUGUGCCAUCAUAGACAGGUGGUUCACAUUUCUUCAGUCAUAUAAAUAUUAAAUCUUUCUCCAAUCAAUUUAUCUCUGUGAUGCUGAAGCAGUGUUACAUUAAAUUAACUCCCUCUCUGAUGUUGAAGCUGUGUUACAUUCAAUUAACUCCCUUUCUGAUGCUGAAGCUGUGUUACAUUAAAUUAACUCCCUCUCUCAUGUUGAAGCUGUGUUACAUUAAAUUAACUCCCUUUCUGAUGCUGAAGCUGUGUUACAUUAAAUGAACUCCCUCUCUGAUGUUGAAGCUGUGUUACAUUAAAUUAACUCCCUCUCUGAUGUUGAAGCUGUGUUACAUUAAAUUAACUCCCUUUCUGAUGCUGAAGCUGUGUUACAUUAAAUUAACUCCCUCUCUGAUGCUGAAGCUGUGUUACAUUAAAUGAACUCCCUUUCUGAUGCUGAAUCUGUGUUACAUUAAAUUAAAUCCCUCUCUGAUGCUGAAGCUUUAUUACAUCAAAUAAACUCCCCAUAAAGUGAGGUGUGUUUGACUAAUAAAUUGACAGAAUGAGCAUCAGUAGUAUUUAUAAUAUAAUAAGACUUUGAGAGAGUUUGGUGUCAAUCCUUCACAUUUCUUGUCUGUUCAAAUUUGUGUUAUGUUGGAUUGUUGAUAUUGCUGGUCACAUAAACAGAUUCACUGUAAACAUUACACUCGCAAAAGUUCCAAAAACAAUAAAGACAUUUCAAAUGUCA